Messenger RNA from Hibiscus syriacus, 3989 nucleotides. RefSeq lists its product as uncharacterized. Gene Ontology annotation, molecular function: transcription corepressor activity. Gene Ontology annotation, biological process: negative regulation of DNA-templated transcription. The coding region runs from base 24 to 2960 and encodes 978 amino acids. The transcript has 8 exons. The record is from RefSeq and is a predicted model, not a curated record. Lineage: Eukaryota; Viridiplantae; Streptophyta; Magnoliopsida; Malvales; Malvaceae.
UAGACCACCGAAGGUGCGCAAGCAUGGAAGACCGCGGAAGGUGCAGGGAAUGUGGGUUUGAGAAGAAAGAAAUUAAAAUUGAAGCAGAAGAGAGUGAUCAGUCUAAUGUUGGUGGCAUUAAGAAGUUAAAUCGUGCUCGUGGGCGUGGCAGAUCAGUAAAGGGGCAGAGGACUUUGGCGGUUGAGAAGGAAGCAGAUGUGGUUAAAGCAGGAGAGAGUUAUCACUCUGAUGUUUUGGCAAGGAAGGAAGCAAACCACAAGCAUGAGUCACCACCCAAGAUGAAUUUUGAUUAUGGGGUUGAGAUGAAAGCUGUUGAUGCGGAAAUGGGAGUGGGCAAUCACUUUGAUUGUGAGUCUAGGAAGAAGGUCAUGCAUCAGCGUGGGAGACCACCCAAUGUGCAGGGCAAUGAGGGGUUACUGAAUAAACGAGUUGAGUUGGAAAGGGAAGGGAUUGAUCAAUGUAGUAGCAAGGUAAAGGAAGGUGUGCUCCGUAAGCAAGGAAGACCAGCAAAGGUGCAGGGUGGUAAUAAGGGUUUGAAGGGGAGGGUUAUAGAUGGGAGAAAAAAGGUGGGUGGGCUAAGAAGAGGCAGAAAGAAGUUGAGGGGUAAUUUAAAGUUUAAUAUGCCUGCUAAUACUUCAUAUUCAGAGAAGAGACUGAUUGGGAAAGAAUCAAAUCUUAAGAGGUCUGCUAAUAAGGAUUUAUUUGAUGAUAUGGAAAAGAAUGAGAGCAAAGCUUCACUAAUUGUGGAAGUGGAAGGCAAUGAAAAGAGAGUAAAGAAAGCAGGGGAUGAAGGUGAACUUAGAAAGUCAGAAGCAAAACAAGCUUUGAGAGAUCGAAUAGUGAAUAUGCUAAAAGAAGCAGGUUGGACAAUUGUUUACAGGCCUCGGAAUAAAAGAGAGUACAAUGAUGCAGUGUAUGUUAAUCCUGAAGGAAAUACUCACUGGUCAGUUACCCUGGCCUACAGGGUGCUUAAAAACAAUUAUGAGAAUGGUGACCCUAAGGCUUGUCCAAAUGGCUUUGUAUUUACUCCAAUUCCUGAAGAGGAACUUAGCAUCCUUAAAAGAAUAGUUCAAAAGAAAAGGGUUGGAAAAAAGAAGCCAAAAGGGGAGGAUGAUGGACUAGUUAAAAAGAAAAUGAAUAAACGAAAAAGGAAAUGGAAGGAAAAUGAGAAAAAGAAAAAAAAGAAGCUUCAUGAAGGGGAAAACUCUGAUGGUUCAUUACAAAGGGGAACACAAGUGUCAUGCAAGAAGCGUAAGCUACAGCAGACACAAAAGAGAAAGCAGUAUGCUUUGUUGGCCCGCAACUCAAUGGAUGGAGCUGGAUCUGAUAAUGAUGGUUAUAUGCUAUAUGAUGGUAAGCGGACCCUGCUUUCUUGGAUGAUUGAUUCGGGAACUGUUCCACAGGAUGGGAAAGUGGAAUGUUUGAUUCAAAAAAGAACACGUACUAGUGAAAGUAAGUCUGGUAGGAUAACUAGGGAUGGAAUCCAAUGCAACUGCUGUAGUGAUGUCUUCGCCAUUGCAGAAUUUGAAAUUCAUGCGGGGAGCAAAGUUCAUCAACCUUUCCAGAAUAUAUGUUUAGACACAGGAGUCUCCCUGUUGCAAUGCUUAUUAGAUGCAUGGAACAAACAACAGGCUGAACGUAAGGGCUUCCAUUUUGUGGAUUUUGGUGAAGAUCCAAAUGACGAUACCUGUGGUAUUUGUGGGGAUGGUGGUGAUUUGAUCUGUUGUGAUAGUUGCCCAUCAACAUUCCAUCAAAGUUGCUUAGGUAUAGAAGCAUUCCCUUCAGGUAGCUGGAACUGUGUCUACUGUACAUGCAAAUAUUGUGGGUUGGUUGGGAAUAUGUGUCAAAGUGGCAAUGAUGAGGAUACAUAUCCUACAGUUCUAACAUGCCAGUUAUGUGAAGAAAAAUAUCAUGAACCUUGUAUUCAGCCAAUGGAUGCUUUUGAUGAUGAUUCGAGUAGUGCGUUCUUUUGUGGGAAGAGAUGCAAAGAGUUGUUUGAGAGACUUCAGAUGCUAGUUGGGGUUAAACAUGAACUUCCAGAAGGCUUCUCAUGGACCCUUGUUCAGCGCUUUGAUAUCAGAUCAGAUGUUUGUCUCAAUGAAGCAUAUCAAAAUGUUGAAUCAAAUUCAAAGCUAGCUGUUGCAUUAUCAGUGAUGAAUGAGUGCUUUUUGCCUCUUGUUGACCACAGAAGUGGGAUCAAUCUGAUUCAUAAUAUCGUCUAUAAUUUUUGGUCAAACUUCACUAGGUUAAACUACAGUGGUUUUUACACAGCAAUUCUAGAAAAGGGGGAUGAGAUUAUUGCUGCAGCAUCCAUCAGGAUCCAUGGAAACCUGUUAGCUGAAAUGCCUUUCAUUGGGACGCGGUAUGCUUAUAGGCGUCAAGGGAUGUGUCGCCGGCUUCUAUGCGCAAUUGAAUCUGCCCUCAGCUCCCUGAAUGUUGAGAAAUUGGUCAUACCUGCAGUACCGGAAGUGAGGGAAACAUGGACUUCUGUUUUUCGUUUCGAACCACUAGAAGCUGCAUGGAAGCCAAAGAUGAGGAACAUGAAUAUGUUGGUCUUUCCUGGUGUGGAUAUGUUACAGAAACCAUUGCUGACACAUGUUACAGAGGAGUGGAAAAUGGAUGAGAUGUCCUAUAAAUCUGGAGAGAAAUGUUCGGUUGCGUUUGAUUUGAAUGUUUCUGCCGAGAGUCUUGCACCUGAAACAGAUAAUAGAAAUGAUGAACCCUCUGCUGUUGAAUCUACAAUGCCACUUCCUGAUGACACCUUGAAACAUACUUCUGAUAUAAUGGCUGAUACCAUCAAUCUUCCAGAGGCUGCUACUGUUUCUUCAUCUUGCAUUCCAGUACCUGAAGACAGGAAGCUGGAAUUUGACUCAAAAAGCAUAUGUUCAGAGGGGAAAACUGAUGAAAGCAUUGUUAAACAGAGCCUUGAUUCUAAGCAUGAGAGUUCUGUCAAACACUGAUAAUAUUGUCCAUGCUGACAAUGAAGUGGCAGUUGUUCAUGUGUCAAGGGAUUUUGAUGAGGAAGUUGUCACAUAUGGUUUCGAUGGCACAAUUCAGAUUUCUGAGGAUGCAGAUGGCAUGGAGAAGAAUAAGCAUUCGAAAUUACAGAUGGUAGAAUGUAUUUCUGGUUUUGGUAAGACAGGCCUCGAGUCUGAAGAAGCAAAAACUUGCCAUCCUAUUGCCAAAGAUGCAACCAACCAAACUUCUCCAUCAUCUCCACAAAGUGUGCGACAUGCUGCAAAUGGCCAUUAUGAUGUUGCAUCCAAUGUCAGUCAAAGUAGUCCUUCCCGACAUGGAGAUGAGAUGAAUGCUUCCAGAGAAGUCUCAGUUCCAAUUGAUGAAAAUUCUCAUACUGAUUGCAAUGAUACUUCCAAAAAGGAAAUCUUGCUGCAGUGCAUGUGCAUGUCCACAGAGGUUGUCUCAGCAGAUUCUGAGGUUGCCAUUACCAUCAUUCCUGAUCAGAGAAACAUCAACUGCAACACAAUCUGAUAUAUCUGAAAGGUAAUAUAGUUGCUAAUAUGGCUCUGUUGAAUAUACCAAAUCCCUGAAGUUGGAUGUGAUUCUGGAUCUUAACACAUUCUAAAUUCUGAAGUGGCUCUUCACCAUGUUUCUACCGUAGGAGUGAAUCACACGUUAAUCCGAGGUGAUAAUUUCUUUAACCGGUCUCGUUUUCGUUAUAUGCGGUCGAGUUCAAGUGUCCUUUUUGAAUGGCAACUACUAAUCAAGGUACUAGAUUUCUGUAUGCUCAGUAUAGAAUUUUUUAUGGUACAAAUUAUGGAAGAAUAAACAACUAGAGCCUGGAUGAUGGAUGCCAUUCACAUGGCAAGCAGGCUAGCUUUAGGGAUGCAUUCGGUAAUUCUUGUUGCUAUGUACAGAGUACAGUAUAGGCCAAAAGUAUUGUCUAGAGUAGCUUAACGCCAUUGAGGUUUUUGUAUAUUUUGUGACUGCCCCAUGCACUUGGUUAAAUGCAAGAUUUCAUCAUUGAGAUC